Molecule: messenger RNA, 1998 nt
Organism: Ooceraea biroi (clonal raider ant)
Lineage: Eukaryota; Metazoa; Arthropoda; Insecta; Hymenoptera; Formicidae
Source: RefSeq, a predicted model, not a curated record
GUUCCCCUCUCUAUGACCUCAGUUAAUAGUUCUGAAUAGGAAUCGUCCUAAUUCGUGAUGGAAAGUACCAUUAGACUCUCGCUCCAGUGCUACGUGGCUAAUACUAGAACGAAUGUUACUCGCGGUCGAUCAAGCCUCUUCUUGUGGUCAAAAUACGUAUUUACCUGAGAAUUAACGUGAACAUUUUUCCUCGACGAAAUCGUACGUCAUCAAGACGAGUAGCACUCGCGAAUCGUUCAACCGCGUUAUCAAAUGCCGUGUAAAAAUUAAAUUCCAUGAAACGACAAAGCACUCGUCAUAAAUCACAGGUUCUUAUCUUAAAAAUAGAUAUCUAAACAUCUAAAGAAUAUGCUAAGUCAAGCUUAGUAAGAUAAGCUAUAUAAACUGCAGCAGUCUUGUCACUCGAUUAUUCUUAUUGUUUCGCCGUUGCACGCACCUGUUACGUCCAUUAAUUUAAUGGAAAAUACACGUUGCCGACAAUAAGUGCAUACAGCAGUGUAAACGUCAGAACUUCUGCGCUAACGUGAACUGUGUAAACAUUAUAUUGAAUCUGAAAAAUAUCCAAAAACUUCAGUUGAUAUUCAACAAAUAAAGCUUGAAAGAAGAAAUUAUGAGUCAAAAGAAUCGAGUCGACUUGAGUGAGAUAAAUGUCAAGUUUACUGAACAAGUGCUAACUGACAUUCUCUGCAAGGCUUACAAUGGGACGGAAAUAAAAUUGACAGAUUGGAAUUUUGGCGAGGGAUUCGCCAAAGGUGACAGUUACUUGUCAACCGUUAACAAAGGCAAGGUGUACGGUAUUACGCAAGACGAUUCGAAGCAGCAGGUGCGAGUUAACUUUGUCAUAAAGUCGAUUCCAAAGAAUGUCGGUAGAAGAAAAACCUUUAGAAGUGCAGAAUUCUUUCGCAAUGAAAUAAUAUUCUACACGAAGGUUGUGCCAAAGUUUGAAAACUUCUUAGCUCAGCGAGGACAGGCCAGGCUAUUGUGCAUACCGCGUUAUCUGGCGUCUUACAUGGACGGCGAGAAUGACUUCAUAGUCUUGGAGGAUGCCUCUUGCUUAGGAUUUGGACCUGCGUCUAGACAGAGCUGCAUAGACUUGGCAGAAUGUGCGAUGACGGUAAAAACCUUGGCACAUUUUCAUGCAAUUUCACUCGCGUACAGGGAUCAAGAGAAAACGGAGUUUGCUGAAAUCGCAAGCUGUUUAGAAGAAACCUACUUUACUAGGCAGCACUGGAGCUGGUAUGAAAAAUUACAUGAACGGUGCGUGAACAUAGCAAAACACGCAUUGGCUAACGAGUAUCCUGGCAGCGAAGCUGAGAGGCGAUUCAAUUCCUAUGAAUUCGGUGCUCUGUUCCACAAGACCAGAGAAUUAUGUGAAAGAAGAGACGCUCCCACAUCCGUCGUGUCCGAAGGCGAUUGUUGGGCACCAAACUUUUUAAUUCGUGACGUCGGGCAAGAUCAGAAAGAAGUAUUGAUGCUCGAUUUCCAACUCGCGCGUUGCGUCAGUCCCGUCUGUGAUCUGUCGUUCCUGCUUUAUUCUUGCACCCUCAAGUCAUUCCGUGAUCAGCAUUUUGAUAACAUACUGAGGCUCUACCACUCCGAAUUGAGCGACGCUAUUAAAUUACUCGGAUCUGAUCCGGAGAGACUUUAUCCGUUGGAUUUGUUCAUGAAAGAGGUAAAGGAUCACUUCAUUUUUGGACUAGUAUUUUCGCUCGAGGCUAUUCCAUUUGCGCUGCUAGAUCCAUCCCAGUCGUUCGAUUUAGAUGUUAUUAUCAAGGGCGACGAGGCGAUGAAUGUCGGUGACGUGAUGGCAGUUUCCAACAUUACAACGUCGAGUGGAAGACGAAGAUUAGCAGAUGUAAUAGCUCACGCUGUCGAUAAUGGAUAUAUAUAAUGCAAAUUGUGCAUUUCUUGUAUGUAUGUGCAAUUCUUAUGCGUCCUUAAAUAGAAGUAUAGCACAAAUACGUCGUCUCAACAAAAUAAUGGUACAUUAUUGAAAAA